This is a messenger RNA of Mytilus trossulus (common blue mussel), 1908 nucleotides long. RefSeq names its product monocarboxylate transporter 13-like. Bases 272 to 1684 code for a protein of 470 amino acids. Gene Ontology annotation, cellular component: membrane. NCBI's taxonomy places the organism in Eukaryota, Metazoa, Mollusca, Bivalvia, Mytilida, Mytilidae. Gene Ontology annotation, biological process: transmembrane transport. The transcript is spliced from 5 exons. The record is from RefSeq and is a predicted model, not a curated record. Gene Ontology annotation, molecular function: monocarboxylic acid transmembrane transporter activity.
UAUAGACUCUCUGCGGGUCAAAGUUUUUUUCACGUUAACAAUUAAGCAGAUAUAUUUUGGGGUUAUGUGGAUAAAAUUACUGAUUAUAUAAAUAAACAUGUGCAGUACGUUCAAUGUUUGUGUUUACUUUGAUAUGGACCAAUAACUGGUACAAUGUGAGAGGAAGACGGAGUUAAAUUUUAGGACAGUAAAAAUGAAGUUUGUGGUCAAAAUAGAGAAAUUAUAAGUUUGUCAAUCAGAUCUACUAUCAAGUGUUUACUUAUCACACAGAAUGUCAUCACAGUAUACAGACCGAGGAUUUGCUUGGGUGGUAUUAGGGGCUUCGUUCCUAAAUUUCUUUCUCAUAUCUGGAAUAAUGCGAACCUUUGGAAUUUUAUAUGCCGAACUUCUCCAAACCUAUGAUAAAAGCGCUGGAAACACCGCCUUUCUAGGAAGUCUACUGUUAUUUGUUAAUUCCAUAGCUGGUCCAAUAUCUGGACUACUUAGCAUGCAUUUUUCAUUUAAAUGGUGUACUAUUAUUGGCGGUCUGGUUUCCUGCCUUGGUAUGGUAACCAGUUCUAUGACAAACGAUAUUGACAUGCUGUAUCUCACGUAUAGCUGUUUGUUAGGUGUCGGAUUUGGACUAUCUUACCCACCGACUUUAUCUAUAAUAAACUUUUAUUUUGAUAAAAGAAGAGCAUUUGCUAACGGAAUUCUUACUGCAUCCUUUGGAUUGUCAAGUUUGAUAUAUCCUACAUUGUACCGGAAGUUGAUUGAUUAUUAUGGAAUACAUGGCGCUAUGUUAAUUCUUGGUGGUUUGUUACUCAACAUUUGUGUUGGUGGGAGUUUCUUCAGACAACCAAGGAACUUUAUGCGUCCAAGUGCUCAAAUAAAUAGUCCUGACAGUAAAAAACUUUUAUCUCACACAAAUGAAGGGAGUAAUAAUAAGAGUAAAUUGAUUUUUGCGAUAGACAAAGUUCUUGAUAUGUUUAGAAUAUAUUCUGUUGCGUUAAGAAACACAUCCUUUUUAUUGUAUUGUUUCGCCAUGUCGUUUGCACUGGUUGGAUAUUCGUCAAUCUUUAUGAUCCUUCCGCCACACAUUGAGAGUCAGCAGUUUACAAAAGAUGACGCAGUAAUUGUUUUGACGGUAAUUGGAGCUACGGAAUUUAUUAUUAGAUUUUUUUCCGGUAUCAUUAUUGAUAAGCAAUGGCUUAGUGUCCAGACGAUGUUUAUCUUAACAAUGUUUACGGGUGGGAUCUGUGCCAUUGCGUUGACUUUUUUCCGGAGUAUGCCUAUUAAUAUCAUAUAUGCAGUCACUGUAGGAAUUUUUCCUGGAAUUUUACAUUCUUUAAGACCGUUACUGGUGGUCUCCUCAUUGGGAUUGAAGAUACUACCCAUAGCUUAUCCAUUAUCUACUUUGUUUUCCAAUACAGCGUGUUUAAUUGGUCAGCCUGGUCUAGGAUGGUUAGAAGAUUAUACUGGUAACUGGAAUGUUUCAUUUUAUACAAUUGGUGGACUAUUUUUUGCAUCAUCGCUUUGUGUGUUAGUUGAACGGAUGUUAGUUAAAGAUAAAGAAACACAGAAUGAAGAAAUUGUAAUAAAUACUGAUGAUGUCGUCGUUGACGUGGCUAAAACAUACCAGAACAACAUGGAAAAUAAAGAUUGCGAUGAUGUUAAAACAAGUCUGGUGAUCAAGGUUCCAUAAUCAACUGAGCUUUGCAUGAAGUUCAAAUACUACGUUUCUUGCAUGUAGUAUGGUCGACAUGCUCUCAGCAUUGCGCAGAUGCGUUAUUUCCAAUCGCCUGCAAAUAUCAGAACAGUUCCAUCCUAUAGACGCUGCUGAUAAAAAGUACUGACAGAAAUGCAUUUUAUUUUAUCUGACCGUCAUAGAGUUGUUCUAUACUUAUAAUGUUUUAAGGAAUUUGUAAA